UGAGCUGUGCCCACAGAUUGCUGCCCCUUCCCGGAGACCAUCAGCCCCACCUGAGCGCAGCCCAGCUUGGGGGGAGACUGAGCGCCAUGGCUCUCGAUGGGUUCAGAGCCGCUGUCUAUCAAGGGAGCCUGACAGACGUGAUUUCUAGUGUGCAGGAGAGAACACCGGAGUCGUUUAACAGCCACACCCUCAACAUCGCCAUCACGGGGGAGUCGGGCUCUGGGAAGUCCUCCCUCAUCAACGCCAUGCGGGGGCUACGUGCUGGUGAUGAAGGCGCUGCUGAAACCGGGAUGCUCGAUACCAUGACAGAGCCGGUGGCUUAUCCAGAUCCCGUCCUCCCAGGCGUCACCCUCUGGGACCUGCCAGGGGUGGGGACAUCCUCUUUCCCUCUAGACAGCUACUGUAAGCAGCUCAGUUUGAGCCGAUUUGAGUUCUACAUCAUCGUCGGCUCUCAACGCUUCCGCUCCGAGCACGCCAGGCUGGCCUGUGAGAUCCAGAGAAUGGGCAAGAGGUUCUACUUUGUGCGCUCCAAAGCCGACAUGGACCUGGAUGCUUCCAGGAGGCAGCGUCCCUCCAGCUACAACGAGGAGAGGAUCCUGGAGCAGAUCAGGGAGGAUUGCAGGAGAGGUGUAGCUGCUGAAGGAGUGGGCCACCCACAGGUUUUUGUUGUGUCCAGCUGGGAACCCAACCACUACGAUUUUCCCCUCCUGCGGCAAACUUUGCAGACGGAGCUGCCGUGCCUGAAGAGACACGCCUUCCUGCUUAGCCUGCCUGCUGUCGCCUCGCCCAUCAUCAACCAGAAAAAAGCCGCCCUGAAGGGGGAGAUUUGGAAAAUAGCCCUUUUCUCAUGUCUUCUCGCUGCCGUUCCUGUCCCAGGUCUCUCUUUCUUGGGCACCUUCGUCAUCUUCAGGAAACACCUGUUCCGAUACUACAGCAACUUCGGCGUGGACAACAGGUCCCUCUCUGCUCUCGCCCGACAGGUUGGGAAGCCCGUGGAGGAGCUGACGGCCGUGAUGACGUCCUUGGGAAUGACCCCCAUGACGGCUCUGAAGCUGUUGUUGGAUUCGGUGGGGGCUGCUGUGAUGGUAAGGGAAUAUUCGUGGAAGCGCCUCCCCGUAUUUGGUGCCAUGGUGUCUGGAGGGGUGGCACUGGUUACCACGUUCUUCAUGCUGCGGAAGUGUUUGGCCUCUGUAGCUGACGACACCCAGCGGGUUCUGAGCAAAGCUCUGGAAGCAGAAAGGGAAAACGCCUUCUAGGAUUUGGUGUUGCAUUGGAUGAGCCUGCUGCUGUCUAGAAGACACAGUCUUGGACUUCAAGCAGGAAAGAUUCAUGCUUCUCCAUCCAGGAGUUGCAUGUGUAGGCCAAAAGCCUAGUUGGAAGAAAUUGUCUCAAGUAAAAUUUUGCUUAUUUUGCCUUAUACUCCAUUUUGCCAGCUUUGAAUUAGUACGAAGAAAUUGUUCUGAGUUUAUUUUUUCCUGAUUGUGUUAACAUUUGUUCUUAGAAGGAUAGACGUUCUAUGGCUGUAACUGCCUUCUUUACUGUUUGGUGUGAGGGAAGAAUGUAUGGUAAUUAAGUGAGAUAGGACAACUGGGCUGGAUGGUCAAGAAGGGAGUGGAGGAGUCAAGAGGAACCAACUUUAUUAUCAAUCCCCGGAUGGCAGAUUGACGACCCUAAACCAAAGGCAUAUACCCCGCGGACGAGAUAAAGAGUUGAGCCAAAGGGACGAGAUAAAAAACAGCUGCGGAUCCUCCCAAUAACAACUCAAAAUAAUGCUAAUUAAGAGCAACCUUGACUACCUCGUGAUUGACAGCUCCAGUGUGACACAGCAAGGUCCAGAGACUUGUAUGGGAACUUAUCACUAUAAAAGGCGGGUGUAUUGCCAUAGGACUUUGGGUUCGUUCAGCAUCAAUAUCGGAGCUUCGAACGCGUUUGACAGAGGCCCAGCUCCCCUCCCUCGUGUGCAGGUUCAGCAGGCCACUGGAACUGACCGAGCAACACUAAGGACUGGUAACUAUAAGAUCCAACUGCAACCUUUGUGUGUGUGUGUGUGUGUGUGUGAGUGUGUGAGAGAGAGAGAGAGAGUGUGUGUGAAUGGAAGCACAUGCUGAUUUUAAUAAUUAAACUGUACUCUCAGGAAAUGUGGCGUAUUGCCUUAUCCCCUUUAAAAGAUUCCAUGUGAUUCCUAUAAGCAUAACACGUGUUCAGUCCCCAUAAGCCAUCUGGGGCGCCGUUGCACACCAGUCAAAGCCCCCAUAAUGAAGGAGACACAUUCAGUGUCAUCUCAACGCUCCUGAGGUUUUACCCCACAAGGAAUGAGGCAGCUUCCUUCUGGACAUUCAUACAACAAAAAUAAAAUUAUACUGAAUCCGGUUCUAUCAACCUAGGACCCGCUGGGCUCCUCCAUCCCUUCGGUAUCUGAGCAUCUUACAAACAUGAAUGGACCAGAUCCCCGCACUGGGGCAAAUCAGCUGUCACUCCAUUGGGGUCAAUGGGGCCAGAUCCCAGCUGGGGUCAAUCGGCCGUCGCUCCAUUGCAGCUUAGAGGCUGAAGGCCUUGUCCUCAUGGGAAAGUUUUUCGGUAUAACCUAAGGUGUGAAUUGAAACCGAUAGAAUGAUCCUGGUGUAACCUCGUGUGUGAACGCUCUCACUCCAGCAGAAGAGUGACUUUUUUUCAGUUUCGUUUAUGGCACUUGGGAGAGGGUUAAGCUGAGUUGGAGAAUGUCACUGUUCUACCAGCACAAGAGCAUCCCUGGGGCAGGGGGUUAGAGCAGCGGAGCCAGUACUCCUGUCCUUUGAAGACAAGGCCUAAAAGCCUCAUUAAAAUCCUGCCCUGUGAAUCUGAUCAGUUGCAUUUAGCUGCAAUGCUGGGGUAGUGGUUUGCUGCGUGGGGUGUUUCAAUCUGACCAGUAUCGUCUGGUUGUUUCCUCGCACUAUUUCUUGGCCUGUUUGUUGAAUCUACCUAUUGCCAAUAGUCUUACACUUAGAGUGAAAGCGCUUCUGGGAGGGCCUGUCUUUUUGUUAUAUCUUCGUACAGCACCUGGCACAAUGGGGCUCUGGUUUCUAUUUGCUACUGUAAUACAAACAACUCACAAUGAUUGGCCGGGUACCGUGUGCCAUCGCUGUAUCAACAGGCUGACAGUCAGUAUCGAUUCUAAUCACAGCGUCUUGCCAUCAUGCGACGCUUUAUUGACUCAUUCACUCCCUGCCGCAGAUUAUGUUUAACGUAAUAACGCCGUUAGAUUCCACCCCCGCCAGCCAGCGCGUAUCCGCAUUUACCUUCAUUCACUAAUCUCGGUAUUUCUUGCCUUUGGGUUGACAGUCACCGCGCUGGUUUAAUAAAGGUGCAUUAAACACACACCGCUGCCUGCAGCUUCUUGGGCAUCUCUCUGGCUUGAGAUACAGGGAUCUCGCUAGUAUCCACAGUCGCGCUCAGCAGGGGAAAGAGCCCUCAGUAUCACAGCCAUACGCAGCUGGGAACGUGCACCCAUCACUAGAGCCUGCAAAUCCGUAGGGAUCCGCUGUAUACCUUGGACCAUUUUUGCGAUACCCGGGUGGAGGCUGUGACGCACUGGGAAUGUUCUUAAUGUUUUCUCUGAAUACUGUGUGGGUGCCUCAGUUUCCCCUAUGCCUUUCUUAAAUAUCUAGGUGGUGGGAUAAGGAUGUAUGGUUGCAGCAGAUCAAAGGGCCAGUGUACCUAAAUGCCCGACACUCUGUCUCCUAGCAGCUGAUGGCCUGGGCCCCUCUUCUGCAAAGGUGCCAACUGAAGGUGUUGGAGACAAAGAGAUCAGGUGACCUCCUGGCCCGGGGAAAGAGACAAAGCUCAGAGAAGGAGGGGUUGGAGGGGGUUUCAGGGUUGGAGCUAGCUGGGGACGAGGAGUGAGAGCAGACGUGGAUGUCUGGCUCUCUGAACCCCAUAAUGGACCCAGCCGAGGGGUCCCGUUCGCUGCUGUACCUACAAGCUCUGUUUUAGACCGUGUUCCUGCCAUCUAAUAAACCUCUGUUUUACUG
Emys orbicularis (European pond turtle) is the source of this 4007-nucleotide messenger RNA. Its product is annotated as interferon-inducible GTPase 5-like. Gene Ontology annotation, molecular function: GTPase activity; GTP binding. Lineage: Eukaryota; Metazoa; Chordata; Testudines; Emydidae. The record is from RefSeq and is a predicted model, not a curated record. The coding region runs from base 87 to 1256 and encodes 389 amino acids. The transcript is spliced from 2 exons. Gene Ontology annotation, cellular component: membrane.